UUUUUUCAAAUGGAUAGAAGUCAAUCGGGCGUUGAGACUGUUGGGAGCUUUAUCAUCAUAGUCUUCUCUGUCUCCACAAGGAUCCGUUAUCCUAGCACCGAAAACGCAUCAUGUCGCUUCUGAUCAAACUGAAAAUACCAAAUCGCGUUCAGCCAGAUGUGAUCCCGUUGGUUGGUUCGGUGGGCGUCUACACCAACAAGAUGCACUACAUGAGGAAGCAUCUGCUGGACGAGCUGCCCUCCAAGCCGUUCGCCCUGGACUUCAUGCUGCCCGUUGACUCGGAGGCCCUGCAGGUGCCCACCUACUACACGAUUAUACAGUGCCCCAUGGACGUGAGCACGAUUGUGAAGCGUCUACAGAAUCUCUAUUAUCAGAGUGUCGAUGAUCUGAUUGCGGACUUUAAGCUGAUGUUACGAAAUUGCUAUACAUUCAAUCGACCCGGCGAUAUCGUCUAUCGCAAUGGCCAGAAGCUGGAGCGAUUCUUUCUGCGAGUCCUGAAGGAUAUGCCCGAAGGCCUUGAGGUCUCCUGCAACCGAGAUCCGCGCGCUCCCUGCAGCCCGCGCAACAACCAGAAGACCACAGCGUUCAUCGAGCGCAAAUGCCGCGAGCAGCUGAAGAAGCUGCAGGCAUCCAACACCGAACACUCGGAUGCCGAUCUUCGUGACUUAUUCAAGGAGAAGCUGGGCGGGGUGUCGAAGAAGCUGAGCAAGCACCAGUUCAAGACACACGAGGACUUCCACUUGGAGCUGGACCUCAUGCUGCUGCAGUCGCGAAAUCGGGCAAAGGGAGUAUAUGAAGGCAUAUACCAGGAGUCCCUGGACAACAUCACGUACCACACGCAGCAGAAGGAGCUCAGCCAGCUCUUCUAUCUGCUGCAGAAGAACGACGAUGACAAGCGACUGGAGCGAAAGCAACAGACCAUGAAAUGGGAGGACAGUCUGGUGGAUUGUCUGGAUGCCACGGUGGAGCGACUUAAGGGCAAGCUGGAUGCUUGCCGCGUGGAAGAGGAGGAGGAGGAGGAGGAGUACGCAAGGAUCAAGAAAAUGGUGGCAGCCGAGCGCGAGAAGAAGCGCGCCAAGAGCAAAACCUCCCACUCGACCGCUGUCAAGGACAACGAGAAGCAACAUGCUUACGUCAGCGAAGCCGAACGUCGCACCAUCCAGCAACAGUUCUUGAUGCUGCCGCUGAGCACAAAGAUGGAAAUAAUGCACGUCAUUGCCCAGAGGGAGGAUAUAUCGCCCGAGAACACGGACCUGCAAUGGUUCGAUAUCAAGAACUUUAACGCCGUCACCCUAAACCUGAUGAAGAAGGCCAUGCACCCGCACACCAAGCUCAAUUUGCGGAACAUGAAGCCCGCCGAGAAGGAGAAUCUGCAGCGCUGCCUCGAGAACCGGCUGCAGAGCAUCAACCAGGUGCUGAAUGGCAAUCGACGCAAGUACACACAUCGUCUGCGCGUCCGCUCCACCGCCCCGGCCAGGAAGCGGGCACGCUUCUCCACCAAGAAGGGCGCCAGCGGCUCCAACUCGCAGCAGCAGCAGGAACUGGAAACAGGUGCUGGCAAGUCAAACGAUAGCAGCACCGAAAGCGACUCCAGCAGCGACACCGACACGAGCAGCAACACCGAGUCAAGCAGCGAGCCCUCGACCACCCGUUCCCCGAUUACCCCAUCCUUGCCCUAAACGAGACAUUUGCAUUCUGAUUGAAAUAAAUUUGUGAAGAU
Messenger RNA from Drosophila arizonae, 1720 nucleotides. It is a transcript of the gene tbrd-2, whose product is annotated as testis-specifically expressed bromodomain containing protein-2. Lineage: Eukaryota; Metazoa; Arthropoda; Insecta; Diptera; Drosophilidae. Gene Ontology annotation, biological process: regulation of DNA-templated transcription; chromatin remodeling. Gene Ontology annotation, cellular component: chromatin; nucleus. The record is from RefSeq and is a predicted model, not a curated record.